Molecule: messenger RNA, 10292 nt
Organism: Cherax quadricarinatus
Lineage: Eukaryota; Metazoa; Arthropoda; Malacostraca; Decapoda; Parastacidae
Source: RefSeq, a predicted model, not a curated record
AGUAUGUUCUGGGAGAUAAGGUAGGAGUAGAUUCGUUUAUGAAUUAGUUUUUCAAAGAUUUUUGAGAGAGGGUGUAAGUUGGAUAUUGGCCUAUAAUUAUUCAACUCUGUUUGGUCUCCUCCUUUGUGGAUCGGGGUGACCCUUGCUAUUUUGAGUACUGUAGGGAAGGUGGAGGAUUCAAUGGAUUUGUUAAAGAGUGUUGCAAUGAUUGGAGAUAGCACUUGUGACACUUUUUUAUAUAUAAAGGGUGGUAAGGUACUUAAAUCUCCUGCCUUGUUUUUUAGUGCAUUGAUAAUAAGGGAGACUUCGUAUGGGUUAGUCGGAGCUAGGAACAGUGUGUUCGGGUAGUUGCCGGUGAGGUAGUUAUUUGGUGGGGUAUCUGAGCUUGGGAUUUUAUGGGCAAGGUUUUGUCCUAUAGUGGAGAAGAAAUCAUUGAGUCUGUUUGCUGUUUCUGUUGGUGGGAGUUGGGGUUCAUCUGAUUUUGCUAAUUUUAUUUCGCUAUUUCGUGAUAUCUUUUUUGUUCCCAGAAUUUCAGAUAGUGUUUUCCAGGUCUUUUUUAUAUCACCUCGUAAGUUGGAUAAUCUGUUCUCAUAAUCUAUGUAUUUGUGUAUACUACCUGAAUAAACUUAAAACAAAUCUCUCUUAUGGAAUAUGAUAUCAAUGUUGACAAAGUUCUCAGGCCGUAUUAACCUUUGUUACCCAACAGUAACAUUGUAGAGGAAAGUAGUGGAAGUGCUUAUUUUAGGAACCUUCUGGCCUUUUAGUAAACCACAUACAUCCUGAAGAGGUGUUCCUUCGUCUGCUGGUAUCCUGAAGAAGUGUUCCUUCAUCUGCUGGUAUCCUGAAGAAGUGUUCCUUCAUCUGCUGGUAUCCUGGAGAAGUGUUCCUUCAUCUGCUGGUAUCCUGAAGAAGUGUUCCUUCAUCUGCUGGUAUCCUGGAGAAGUGUUCCUUCGUCUUCUGGUAUCCUGGAGAAGUGUUCCUUCAUCUGCUGGUAUCCUGGAGAAGUGUUCCUUCAUCUGCUGGUAUCCUGAAGAGGUGUUCCUUCAUCUGCAGUUUGUAAGGAUGGGAGCUUGGCUAUUGAAUCUAACACUCUUCAAUACCUCUUCAUUGCCUUGAUACGGGUGAAAAGUUCUGUCCAAGAAAUUGAAGCUUCCCCAGAUUAAAUGUGAUUAUCUUCCAUUCCACAGUAAUAAACCAUGGUGUGCCUUCUAUGAAGCAACAUGGCCAGGAAUCUCUACACACUCUUUAACACAGGGGCUGCUGCACAUCCUCAUAACUUAGCAAUUAUAUACUGUGAAGAUGAACAUUGUAAAAAGAAGAUCACUUACAGCGAAUUAAAAGAAGAAUCCACUAAAAUAGCUAAGAUUUUGUCCAAGAGUGAUGAGACUUACGAACCUCAGCUUUCCCUGCCUCAAGAAGCUUUGACAAAAGAGCAGCAGCAGCAGCAGCACGAAGGGCAUGAUCACACCGUAUUGAAGCUAAAUAAUCCAACGGAGGGCAUAUAUAAUGAUAAGAACUCAUCUUGUGUGAGUGGAAAAGUCUACAAUGAAUUCCCAUUGCAUGUUAGUGGAGGUUUUAAAGAUAAACAAUCAUAUAUCAGUGAGGUUCUAAGUUCUAAGAUUAAUGGCAAAAAACAGACAACAAUUAUUGGAGUUUUGUGUUCCACUGGUCCUGUGGCAGUUGCUUGCAUACUUGGGAUAUUAAGAAAAAAUGCUUACUUUUAUAUUUCCCCAGAAUAUACUAAGGAAGAACUUACGUCAUUACUUGAUCGAGUGUGUCCACAAAGAAUAUUGGUAGAAGAGAAAUACUUUCAGAAUGUUGAAGGAAUCCCUAACGCCAUUCUGGGUAGCUUUUGUUUAUUUGAAACUCGUUUUAAGCUAAUUUCAAUUAACUGCAAAAAACAAUCAAUAUUUCAGAAAAAUCAUAUUAUGAAAGACUUGGCAUAUGUGAUUUCUACUUCGGGUUCAACAGGUGUUCCAAAAUAUGUGUAUGUGCCCCAUUCCUCUAUAAUGCCAAAUAUCUUGGAUUUAGUUACCUUAUUUGGAACUGAACAGAGAGACUCAAUAUUUUGUGCUGCUCCUCUUUCAUUUGACCCAAGCGUUGUAGACAUGUUUAUGGCAUUCAAAGUAGGGGCAAAUCUUGUUAUGGUCUCCCCUCAUCUUUUAAGAACCCCAAAGAUUUUGCUUAAUAUUAUGAUAAACACCAAAGUUUCAAUUCUUCAAGCUACUCCAACUCUUAUGUUAAGUUUUGGAAAAGAAAGAUUAAAGGAAUCACUUCUAGCAGAGGAUUCUCAUCUAAAAAUUUUAGCUUUGGGUGGUGAAGUGUUCCCCAAAUUGUCACUUUUAAAACAGUGGGUGAAUGAGAAGUGUAAAACUAGAAUUUUUAAUCUUUACGGUAUAACUGAGGUGUCAUGUUGGGCUACAGCAGCAGAAGUUCUAAUAAACAGAACAGAACCAGUGAUAAAUGCAGAACUAGGUCUGCAAAUAGUAGCUGAUAAUGAAAAAGCCAAAAAUAUUUUGGAAGGGGAAUUCAGGGAGGGAAAAUAUUCAUUUUCAGAUAUUGCUCCAAUUGGUAAUACACUAAGCCUCACUGUAGUCAGGUUGCUAAACAAAAAUGAAGUAGAUGUCAUAGAUGGUGAAGAAGGAGAAAUUUAUAUUGGAGGGCCUGAGAGAAUGUGCUGGGUGGAUGAUGGUACUGUACACAUCACUGAAGAACACGAUAAUGAAAAAACUAGACAAGUUGAGGCAGUUUUACGACAAACUGGUGACAGAGGAGUAAUGAUGAAGGGCAACAUUUAUUGCUCUGGAAGAUUCGACUGUCAAGUAAAGCGUAAUGGCCAGAAAGUAAGCCUUGCAGAAAUUGAUAAACAGUGUAGAAGCUUAGAGUAUGUGGAUACAUGUCAUAUAGAAUUACUUAUGGGGAAUAAAAUUGUAGCAUUUGUUUAUUCAUCUAGAAAAACUAUAACUGCAAAUGAUGUUUGGCAGGAUCUGAGAACAAAAUUAUCUUAUUGGAAAUUACCAGAUAAUAUAAUUAUUGUUAAGGACAUUCCCUUUAAUAAGCAUGGAAAAAUUGAUGUUCAUCAGUUGCUUUCCAAAGAAUACCAAUCUUCUGCAUUAAAUUUCUGGGAAUAUGAUAAUUCAUUAACAAAAUAUUGUGAAGAAUUAUGGAAGAGAAUUCUUGGAUGUAAUAUAGUUAAUCCAAAUGAUAACUUCAUUAAAUCUGGUGGAAACUCACUCUAUGCAGUACAUUUUACUGAAAACUUGAAAGAUUGUAUUGGUUAUGAGGUACCAAAACUAAUGGAUGCCUUGCUUAAUGAUACCUUUAUGAAAACUUGCCAGGUAAUAAGAAAAUAUAAAUAUUCCAGAAAGAGGUCUGAAAAUACUGAGAGCCUGUAUAAAACAACGAAAAAGCUAAAAAAUGAACGUGCACAACACCUUAAUAGUCAAUCCAUACAUACUCUAGGCUAUGAAGGCGAUAAGAAAAUAAAACAUAGUGACCCAGAAUCUCAAUGUAAGGAGACAUUUCAGAAACACAAAAAUUCUUUAAAUGAACAAGACCUUUUACUUACAGAUCAGGCUCUUGCCCUGACUGUUGUAUCAAGGAGAGGCAUUCAGAGUAAAGAAUCUUCAUCUUUUAAGUAUGAUAAUUUACCAAGCAGAAUAGAACUACUGUGGAAGCAUAAUCUUGGUAAAUGUAUUGACUCAUCUCCAGUGGUAAUUGAAUAUAACAAUAGGGAGAUUUUUGUCCUUGUUGGAUCACACUCUUAUAAAUUUGUCUGCAUCAAUGUCCUGAGUGGGACUGAGAAGUGGUGUCUUUUACUUGGGGACAGAGUGGAGUCAUCACCUGUUGUUUCAGGGGAUGGUGAACAGGUAUAUGUUGGCUGCUAUGAUGGGGCUUUAUAUUGUAUUUGUAUUGAAAAUGGGCAGAUCCUCUGGAAGUAUAAAACAGAAGGAGAGAUCAAAAGCUCUCCGGUCGUUGAUGAUGAAUUGGACUUGGUGAUAUUUGGUUCUCAUGACAAAAAAUUAUACUGUUUAACCAGAAAUGGUGAAUUAAAAUGGAAGAUUAAGCCUUCAGAAGGAAGUAUAUUCUCUUCACCCUGUGUUAAUGGAAAUUGUGUCUUUGUUGCAACACUUGAUGGUAUAGUUAGUGGGGUGAAUAAGCUAACAGGAGAUAUUAUGUGGCAUGUAUCUGUUAACAAGCCAGUCUUUAGUUCAAUAACUUCGUACUCUGAAGGUAUAAUUUUUGGAAAUGUUUGUGGUGAAAUUUUCAGCUAUUCUUUUUCUGGUUCUAGGCUUUGGAAAUUUGAAACAAAAGGCAAUGUGUUUUCCUCCCCAUUUGUGCUCCAGUUAGAAAAUGGUCUAGAAAUAAUAGGCAUUGGCUCACAUGAUCACAAUGUAUACUUUUUUAACAGCUGUGGCAAAAAAAUUGCUCAAUUCACAGGAUUAUCUGCAAUUUAUGCUACCCCCUUUUUAUUUUCUCUGAAUAACCCAAAGGCAUUCUGUGCAGUAAUAUGUGAAACAUCUGGAAGACUCUGUAUAGUUCAAAUAAGUUUUGAAAAUGGAGGAGGCACCACAGAUGCAGAUUCCACUCUUGUAUCUCCAGAUGCAUCUGUUGAAACUGUGAUGGAAACUAUGUUAAAUGGUGAAUUGUUUGCAUCUCCUGUAUUUUUCAGGAAUAAACUAUAUAUUGGGAGUAGAGAUGACUUCAUUUAUUGUUUCAGUAUGUGCUCAUAGCACAUACUGAAUUAGUUGAAAAAUUUUAAUAUACAGCUUCUCCUCAUUUGAGGAUGGAGUUCCGUUCUUAAGACCGUGUCAGUAAAUGAAUUCGUCGCUAAGUGAGGAGCAUACUAUAAUGGUAGUUCGUUUGUUUCAUCCAUCUUUGAUAUUGUUUUCAUGUCACAUUUGCACCAUUUAUAACAUUUCUGGUAUAUUUUUAAAUGUUUAUACAGUAAUGUACUGUAUAUCGUAAUAAACAUAAUAGAGGAAAUCAACUCUAAUAUACAUUAUUUAGGUAUGCAUACUGGUCAGAAAGCCUGUCAUAAGUUUGAGUCAUUGGUAAACAAGUACAUCGCUAAGUGAGGAGAAGCUGUAUUAUUAAAUUAUGCUAAUCAACUUUUCAUGUGCAAAUGUCAGGUUUGAUAAUUUGCAUUUAAGGUACCUAUUCAUAAGGUUUCAAAUUUGUACAUACCAAAAUACCUUUUUCGGUGCAAUCCAAGUAUUCACAAAAGUGUGCUAAACAUGUAUGGGUCAUUUCAGCACUUGGUGUAAGUUUGGCAAGGAAAAAUCUUGUUUUAACAAAUUCCUUUGUGUCCAUCAUGAAGGAAAGUAAUAAUAUUUAAAAUUAGUCCUAAGAAAAAAGUAAAUACAAUACCAAAACAGAUAAUUUUGUACCCAGCAGAUUUUGUUCAUUGUUUAGAAUUGUGUUAAACAGAGGUUUGUUUAUAAUUUUACUGUAAUUAUGUACAAUUGAAAAGUUGUUUACCACUUAUACAUUUCCAGAAUAUAUUUUAAUAAAGUCCCUUAUUCUACUACAAAUUUUGUCACUUUUCUGUUUUCACUACGUUCUAUUUGACCCAGUAAACUCUCCAUGUAAUGGUCUUCGGAAAAUCGAAAAAAUCCACUGGGUUACUUGAUUUAAAAACAGUGGAUGAAGCUUUUUGGUCCAUUUUUGUUACAAUCACCAAAAAUGAUCUCUUCUUUAUCUGCUACAAUUACAUGUACUAUUACUACCUGUUUAACAACCGCAUGGACUUAUAACUAGCUCUCCGACCAGUCUGUUUUACAACUCAUUCAUCGUGAGUUCAGUCCUCGCCUGUGGUAUGGUUUUUUUUUUUUCACUCUGUAUUGUACCUCUUACAAGAACUUUGGUCAAGGGAGAGCUAACUAAUGAAAUUUCAUAGAGUUGUAAGUGCAGCAGCACUUGGAAGAGGAAGAAGAGGAAAGAAUGGAAGAGGUUCAAAAGGUCACUGUAAAGGGGUUAGCUGGUGUGUUCUCGAAAGUGUAUGCGGAACGGAACUUGGUUGUUAAGUGAGGAGUGCCUGUAUUAAUAUGUGCUAAAUUUAUAUGGAUCAAACAAUGCUUACAUUUGUACUGUACCUCCUCAGAAUAUCUGUACAGUGAAAUCUUGAUUUAAUGGACUAAUAGGAGUAGAGAGGGUGUCUGCUAAUGUCAAAUAUCCGUUAAAUUUGAAUGAUAAGAUUUUUUUUCUACGAUUGUUACAAUAAGAGGCAAUUCUGGAAUCAAUCAAACUUAUCCACCCAAUAAGAAGUUAAUUUAUCUAGUCUAGUAGAUUAUUAUUAUUAUAAUCAAAGAAAGCGCUAAGCCUACAAGGGUCAUACAGUUCUGCCGGGUAGAAAAUAGUGCUGGGGCUAUAAACAUCUAGGUGGAGAAGGGAUCAGAGGUGAGGGGAGAAAAGGGCACUAAGGGCUAUGUGUCCAAGUUCGUACAGUAAAGCAGUUGCUGACAAAAAGUAAAAAAAUGAUUGUAAGUCAAAGGCAGGGUCGUCUGCUAGAAGGGAAGAUAAGGUAAGAGUGGUAGGGUGGCGGUGUCAUUGAAGGUAAAUCCUGCAAGCUCGCUGGUAAACUGGGUAAUCUACAAGAAAGUGAAGAAUCGAAAUAGGGACCCGACAAACCUCACAGAUAGGGUGUCAUUCCAUGAGAUACCCAUGGGUAAGGCAAGUAUGGCCAAUGCGGUGGUAAGAAGAUGGCCACAAACCUAAAAGCGGUUUAAUAGAGUGCAAUUUGUUAUGGUGCAUGGCCAACCACCAUUGUUGCCAACGGCCGUGAAGACGGGCCGAGAUGACUGGAAAAUAAUAUUUGAACGGAAUACCUCUAUAGGAAACCGAAAGAUCAUGCACUACUGAUCGUGCAGCGGCAGCAUCCGCUUGUUCAUUGCCCUGGACAUCAACGUGUCCAGGGACCCAACAGAAAAUGACAUCUUUGUUUUUGCUAGCCACAUGGCACAGCCAUAGCUGAAUAUGAAGGACUAAUGGAUGAGGGGAAUCAAAUUGUUUAAUGGCUUGUAAAGCACUGAGGGAAUCUGAAGUGAUCAUAAAUGUUGUAGAAGUCAUAUAUGUAAUAUGGAGAAGCGUUAUGAGGAUAGCAUGCAACAGGGCGGUAAAAUUACUAGCCGUGUCUAAUAAAUGACCUCAGACAACAUCGUCAGGGAACAACGCCACAAACCCAACACCGUCAGAAGAUUUAGAACCAUCUGUAUAAACAGCAAUAGCAUGAGCAUGCAACUGGAAGUGAUCAAGAAGAAGAGAGCGAGAAGCAGUCAUAGGUAAGAGUGUUUUGGUGCACGGCAGUAGGGGAGAGCAGACACGAACCGUCGGAACCUCCCAAGGGGGAAGGGAAAAGGCAGAGUCUAAAUGAACAUACAAGGGAGGCAACUGGAGAGAAGACCGGAGUGAGUGAAGACGAAGAGAAACGGUCGGAGUAAGCAGGGGCAUCGAACAAAUAAUAGGUCUCUACUAACAUCUGAAAUCAACCUAUACGUAGAUGGAACAUGAAGGUCAUGAGAGUGGACAAAGUAAUGAAGGCAGUGAGCACAAUGAUCAGCUAAGGAACAUUUGCUUCAGCAUAGAGACUUUUAACAGGGAAUGAACGAGAGGCACCAAGGCAUAAACGUAGACCCUGAUGGUGAAGGGGAUCUAAUUUAGAAAGAGUGGUAGGAGAAGCUGCAAAAUAGACUAGGUCACCAUAAUCCAACUUGGACAAGACUAGGGUGGAAAUGCAAAUGGAGGAGAGUCCGGCGAUCUGCUCCCCACGAAUGAUGUCAAGUCAGAACAGGAUGCAGGAACAGAAAGGGGCUUGGGAGGAGGAGGGUUAUCACGGAAUGAAGACUUCAUGAUUGUGGUACUUUCUUGUUAUUAUUUUGACCCUUAAACUGUCCAAACAGAUCUAUGUUGACAUGUGUAGCGCUCCAAAAGUAGAUUAUGUUUUCUUACAUAUUUUCAAAUAUAACAAAAAAAACGUAGUUCAAAGUUUUUUACGCGUUUUCAAAUGUAAAAAAACAAAAAGAAGAUCUACGUUUUUUUACAUUUUUUCAAGUGUUGAAAAAAUGUAGAUCUACGUUUGGACAGUUUAAGGGUUAAAGAAAAAAAAGAAAAAAAAAAAAAGAAAAAGAAAAAGCGACAACGGAGGGACAAUUACUAGCAGGCAUGAAAGGGCCGUAAGUUUGUCCCCUCAUCUGAGAGGACCUCAAGCUCGCAAGCAGUGCAGAUGCAGUGUAAAACCCAUGCCAUACCCUACUCUUCACGCCAGUAAACCAGUGCUCCGGGAGAGCAACCUCACAUCUACCGAGCCAUCUCGGUGGACAAAAGAGAGGGCAGUCGGAGACCCACCUCAAAACAUAUCUUCUUCAGCUGUCACCUCCCAGAACCAACAGACAGCCUCUGGAGUUACACUCGUCAUCUGCAGAACACCCCGCCCACUUCUCGGAAAUCUGGGAAGGGAACAGGUCACCUCCAGACAAUCCAGAUUUCACAGCAAACUACACCACACCCAAGGAACCUCACGAAGCAUGAUGAACCCCAGCAUACUUCCCCCUACCUAGAAACUGUAAUGCAAGAGGGGAGGACCCCAGAGGCUACAAAUGGGACAGGGAAAAUGGAGGAUUGAGAGGGGGGAGGAAAGGAAAAAAAGGGAGGAUGGGAUAGGGAAGGGAGGUUUGGGGGGUAAUUAGGUUUGGUCUGAGAAAGGAGACCAAAUGGUCUAAUUCCUUAGACCAAGAGCCUCUUCGCCGCAUCAAGGAGCCCCCCCCCCCUUGAAGAGGAAUUUAUCUAGUAGAGCAUAAUACAUUUCUAGAAAAUGAGGUUUGUCCAUUAGUCUGAACUCCAUUAACUUGAGGUUUCACUGUGCUUUUCGGUAUUCGUUCAUAGUAAGAGGUUAGGUUAACAUUCUGUGAAAACUCAACAAAGAGUAAACUUGCAAAUGGCAGUUCUUAUUAUAAUAAAAAAAACCAAGCACUAAACCCACGAGGGUCAUACAGCUGCAAAUGGCAAGAAUUGAUUUAAUGGGGAAUGGGUUGCAAAAUACCUACUCUCAAUUAAUUUUAGCGAUGUUGCAAUAUUUAUAACAAAACACUGAAUGGUUCUAGAUCUAAGGAAUAGGAGGUACCCUCUUCCUUAGAUUAAGCCUGAUUACUUACUAUUUCCCUGAUGCUGUGUGACUCUCUACAAGUUGAGUGCUUCCUCCCAAAUAUAACAGGAAAAAGUUAAACCCAAGUAUGGAAGAUAACGAUGUUUGGUCUUCUGAAGGGGAGGGUGGCUUCCAAGUCCUUGGAUCAAAAGUCCUUCACCAGUAUCAUGGUAUCUCAUUGAAAGGUAUUUGAUAAUGAUGUGGCACAGCCAACACUGAAUGUGAGCAAUAGUAAGGGUGAGGAAUCACAAGUUUGAACUGAAAUUACAGUAUUAUUAUUAUUAUAAUAAAAAAGAAGCGCUAAGCCACAAGGGCUAUACAGCGCGUAAUUACAGUAGGGUCCUGCUUUAUGGCGUUCUGCUAAUUCAGCGGUUUUCAAUUAUAUCUGUUGUUCAUUUUCUUCAGAGCUUGUUCCAACUUUUCAGCCUGACAUGCUCAACAGCUGAGCCAGGGAAAGUCGUCUGGCACCAUUCUAUUGUCAGUGAUUUAGUCUGUUUAUAGCAUGUGUGUGCUCUGAUAGUGUAAAAAUAAAAAUGUCAUUAGGCUGUUAUAUAAAUUUGAAAGUGAAAAAAGGCGUGUUCCACUAUUUGGCGAUUUUUGCUUUUUGGCAGGAGUUGGGAACCUAACCUGUCACCUAAGUGGGGUCCUACUGUAUUACUGUCAUAUUUAAAAAGAACUGCUAAACCCAUAGGGGUCAUAUAGCACCUGAGGGAAUGGGAGACAAUCAGGCUUUGUUCAAGGAAAGGGAGGACAGGUCAAAUUUCUUGGAUUAAUAAUCCCUCAGCAGUACAAAUGAACAAUGAAUUAUGAAAUAAUCUUCAUUUCAGUGUUCAGUAUUUUUGAAGUCCACUGUCUACAAGGAAAUAUGAAAGGUGUUUGGAAACAUAACUACUGAUAAUAACACUAUAAUGAAGGAAAAUAAGAGUUCACCUUAUAAAAUUUCAAUUUAUGAAUUCUCUCAAACAUAAAAGUUCUAGCUGAGAUUACCUCCAUUACAGUCUCUGGAAAAAAAGUAGCCAGGAAAAAAGUCUGAAAAAGAAUGAGCAAAUCACACAAACAGUUUAAUGAGCUUUAUUAUGGAACCUAAAAAUUACAAAACAUCAAUAUCUGGUCAUUUGAUAGUUUGGUUUCAUUACCAUUUCGAAUCCUUUAU